Molecule: messenger RNA, 1581 nt
Organism: Nerophis lumbriciformis (worm pipefish)
Lineage: Eukaryota; Metazoa; Chordata; Actinopteri; Syngnathiformes; Syngnathidae
Source: RefSeq, a predicted model, not a curated record
AUGGAGAAGAUGAAGCGCUUCAAGAGGCGGCUCUCGCAGACAUUACGAGGGAGUCACACCAUCGACGAGUCGCUUUCGGAGCUGGCUGAACAAAUGACUAUCGAGGAAAAUGGUCUUAAGGACAGUGAGCCAGCCAUGAAAAAUGGUCGCCCUCCGUCAUCCCACAGCGUCCACUCCUUUCUGCACCAGUACACGGGCUCCUUUAAGAAGCCGCCACUGCGACGGCCUCAGAGCGUCAUCGGCGGAGGCCUGGGCUCACUCAUGGUGGUGCCUCGCAACGGCAGUCGCCUCGAUAUUGUACAUGAGAACCUGAAGAUGGGGUCUGAUGGGGAGAGUGACCAAGCUUCUGGCACAUCCUCAGAUGAAGUGCAGUCGCCCUCAGGUGUCUGCCUAAGAAACCGAGGCAACCGACGCAUCUCUGCAGAGGACCUGAACAAGCGUCUGUCCCUGCCCGCCGAUAUCCGGAUACCUGACGGCUAUUUGGAGAAGUUACAGCUGAGCAGCCCGCCCUUUGAUCAGCCGCUCAGCCGACGGUCCCGCAGGGCCUCUCUGUCGGAGAUUGGAUUCGGGAAACUGGAGACCUACAUAAAAUUGGACAAACUGGGAGAGGGCACUUACGCUACAGUCUUCAAGGGGCGAAGCAAGCUGACGGACAACCUGGUGGCGCUAAAGGAGAUCAGGUUGGAGCAUGAGGAGGGGGCGCCAUGCACAGCUAUCCGAGAAGUGUCACUACUAAAGGACCUGAAGCACGCCAACAUUGUGACGCUCCACGAUAUCGUGCAUACCGAAAAGUCACUCACACUGGUCUUUGAGUACCUGGACAAAGACCUCAAGCAGUACAUGGACGACUGUGGAAACAUCCUAAGCAUGCAAAAUGUCAAGAUUUUUCUCUUCCAAAUCCUGCGAGGCUUAGCAUACUGUCAUCGGCGAAAAGUUCUCCACCGAGAUUUGAAGCCCCAAAAUUUGCUCAUUAAUGACAGGGGGGAACUUAAACUGGCCGACUUCGGUCUCGCCAGAGCCAAGUCGGUGCCAACUAAAACUUACUCCAACGAGGUGGUUACUUUGUGGUACCGGCCGCCUGACGUGUUGCUGGGUUCUUCUGAGUACUCCACACAGAUUGACAUGUGGGGCGUGGGCUGCAUUUUCUAUGAGAUGGCUGCAGGCAGGCCCCUGUUCCCCGGAUCCACGGUGGAGGACGAGCUGCACCUCAUCUUCAGGCUGCUGGGCACUCCCACAGAGGACAGCUGGCCUGGAAUCUCUUCUGUGGAGGAGUUCAAGUCCCACAAAUUCCCAAAGUACAAGACCCAGCCACUCAUCAACCACGCACCCAGACUGGACAUGGAUGGCGUCGACCUGCUGAUGUCCUUCCUCAAAUACGAGUCGAAAAAGAGGCUGUCUGCAGACGAAGCCACGAGGCAGCCAUACUUCGGGAGCCUGGGGCCUCGCAUACGCACGUUGCCAGAGAACGUCUCCAUAUUCACGUUGAAGGAGGUCCAGCUGCAAAGAGACCCCGGCUGCAGGAGCACCUCGUACUCUGAGUCAGGUAACGGGAAGAACCGAAGACAAAGCAUGCUGUUUUAG